Phoenix dactylifera (date palm) is the source of this 1009-nucleotide messenger RNA. RefSeq lists its product as uncharacterized. The record is from RefSeq and is a predicted model, not a curated record. NCBI's taxonomy places the organism in Eukaryota, Viridiplantae, Streptophyta, Magnoliopsida, Arecales, Arecaceae.
CAUAAGGAACCACGUAAGGUUUGCAAAUUGCAGGCCUUGGAGUCGUUCAUGCAUGCAGCUCUAUAAAUACCCAUGCCGUCCUCCCCUCUAGGCCACAACUCAUUCCUCACUUUCCGAUCUUAUCCUAACAACCAUGGCUAAGACUAAGCUUGUUGCUCUUUCCUUCAUAGUUUUGCUGAGCAUCGGCCUCUCCGAGGCAGGCCGAGCCUUGACAUCUUCAAGUGGAGGUGGUGGCGGAGAAGGCGGCGGGGGUGGUGGUGGCUCUGGAAACGGCUCCGGUUCAGGCUAUGGUUCCGGCUCCGGUUAUGGUGAAGGAGGUGGAUCCGGGGCUCAUGGUGGUGGGUACGGAAGAGGUGGAGGCGGUGGUGGCGGAGGCGGUGAAGGGGGAGGUAGCAGCUCUGGUUAUGGGUCGGGGAGCGGCUAUGGUUCUGGCUCCGGAUAUGGGGCCGGUGGUGCCCAUGGUGGAGGGUAUGGUAGUGGCGGAGGUGGCGGAGGCGGUGAAGGCGGAGGUAGCGGAUCUGGCUAUGGGUCAGGAAGCGGGUACGGGUCUGGCUCUGGAUAUGGCGCCGGCGGAGCGCACGGUGGAGGCUAUGGAAGCGGUGGAGGUGGUGGAGGUGGCGGCGGCUCCGGCGGAGGGAAUGGAAGUGGAAGUGGAUCGGGCUACGGAUCCGGCAGUGGCUCAGGGUACGGCCAGGGCAGUGGUGCCCAUGGAGGGGGCUACGGAAGCGGCGGCGGUGGUGGCGGCGGCGGUGGCUCGGGCUCUGGGUCUGGUUCUGGGUCCGGCUAUGGUUCUGGAUAUGGGAGUGGUGGUGGCGGACACCAUUAAUUAACUCCUAGAUCUGCAACCGUCCACCUGAAGCCCUUCAUUGUCGUAGUUCGCGUACCGCGUCAUUCAAUCCUUCUUAUCCGUGUGUUAAUUUUAGUUAUGGGUGUUGUUGUAAUAAAAAAUGGAAGGGCUUCUGGGCUUCUGUCUCAUAAUUGAAAAAAUAAUGGUUAUCAACAGUUAGCU